Molecule: messenger RNA, 2067 nt
Organism: Arachis stenosperma
Lineage: Eukaryota; Viridiplantae; Streptophyta; Magnoliopsida; Fabales; Fabaceae
Product: glucan endo-1,3-beta-D-glucosidase ARB_01444-like
Exons: 1
Coding region: 1-2067 (688 amino acids)
Molecular function (GO): endo-1,3(4)-beta-glucanase activity
Source: RefSeq, a predicted model, not a curated record
AUGGAUUCAACAAAAGAUGAACCUUUCUUGUUCCCAACAACAAUGUACGAACGUGAUUGCUUUCACCCUUCUAAGUUCUUUUCUGCAAACCUUCUUUCAUCUCCAUUACCAACUAAUUCUUUCUUCCAUAACUUCCUUCUCUGCAAUGGCGACAACCCCGAGUACAUUCACCCUUACCUCAUCAAACCCUCAGCUUCCUCUCUUUCUCUCUGCUACCCUUCUCGCUCUGUUCAUUCUCAUUGCAUUUACCAAGACUUCAACCCUGAUCUCACUGUUUCUUCCUCAACAAGUUCUGAAUCCCACCAUGUUAUAUCUUCCUUCACUGGUCUCAGUGUUACUCUGGAUUUUCCUUCUUCCAAUCUUGGUUUCUUUCUUGUUAGGGGAUGCCCUUAUGUUACUUUCUCUGUCUCCCAUCAAACACCAUUAUUUUCAAUGACCACUGUUCACAAAUUCUCUUCCUUUACUUCAAAUUCUUCACUCACAAAGUAUGCCCUCAAGCUUGACAAUGGUCAAGCAUGGCUUUUGUAUGCUUCUUUACCAAUCAAGGUUAGUAACAGCUAUGAGACUAUGAUCUCUUUCUCAAAGAAAUUUACUUCUCGUGAUCAUGGGGUUCCUCUGGUAGUGAGGAUAGCAUUGUUGCCAAAUUCAAGUUCAGAACUCGAGGAUGUUCUUGACAGGUACAGCUCUUGUUACCCUGUAUCUGGUGAUGCUUUGUUUACUAAGCCAUAUUGUGUUGAAUAUAAGUGGGAGAAGAGAGGGUUUGGUAAUGGUGAUUUGUUAAUGUUAGCACACCCUCUCCAUCUUCAACUUUUAUCCAAGGAUGAGGGCAAUGUUACUAUUCUUCAAGAUUUUAAGUAUAGGAGCAUUGAUGGGGACCUUGUUGGUGUUGUUGGAGAUUCAUGGUUGCUGAAAGCAGAUCAUGUUCCUAUGAAUUGGUAUUCUACUAGAGGUGUCAAAGAAGAAUCUUUUGAUGAAAUCAAAUCAGCUCUUUCCAAAGAUGUUGCUGCUCUUUGUUCUUCUGAGAUAACAACAAUUUCAGCUUACUAUUAUGGGAAAUUUAUUGCAAGGGCAGCAAGGUUGGCUUUGAUAGCCGAGGAGAUUGGUUUUCUUGAAGUGAUCCCAUCCGUGAAGAAGUUCUUGCAUGAAACAAUUCAGCCAUGGUUGGAUGGGACUUUUGAUGACAAUGGAUUUCUAUAUGAUGCAAAUUGGGGUGGAAUUGUUACCAAAGAACGUUCAUAUCAAGAUUUUGACUAUCAUAAAUAUGGUUGCCACCAUUAUCAUUUAGGAUACUUUCUCUAUGGAAUUGCAGUGCUUGCAAAGAUUGAUCCAUCAUGGGGUAUGAAGUAUAAGCCUCAUGCCUAUUCUAUUAUGGCAGAUUUCAUGAACUUAGGUGGAGAACAUGAUUUGAACUCAAAGAAUUAUACGCGUCUAAGGUGUUUUGAUCUAUACACAUUGCAUUCUUGGGGUGGAGAGACCUUCCCUGAUCAAGGAAGGGAACAAGACAGCACCAGUGAAGCAGUAAAUGCUUACUAUUCGGCGGCAUUGAUGGGUGUUGUAUAUGGUGACAACAAUCUUUCUGCCAUUGGAUCAACUCUUGCAUCAUUGGAAAUUCAUGCUGCUAAGAUGUGGUGGCAUGUGAAAGAGGGUGAUAAUAUGUAUGAAGAAGAUUUUACUACAGAAAACAAGUUAGUUGGUUAUCUUUCAGUUAACAUGAGAAAUAGGAAAAUGCGGUAUUGUUAUACUAGUAAGGAGAGUAAGAUUGCACUUCAUGUUUUACCCUUGUUGCCUAUUUCUGAGUGUUUGUUCUCCAAUGUUGAUUUUGUUAAGGAGCUUGUGGAAUGGACACAGUCUGGAUAUGGAGAUGGUCCUGCAGAUGGAGAUGGAGAUGGGUGGAAGGGGUUUGUCUAUGCACUUGAAGGAAUUUAUGACAAUCAAAUUGCUUUGAAGAAGAUUAGAAGCUUGAAGUGUUUUGAUUGUGGCAACUCAUUGAGUAAUCUGUUAUGGUGGAUUCACCGCAGAGAUGAUGAGGAGAAAUUCAAUUGUGGUCAUGGGAGCCAUGAGAAUUGA